Molecule: messenger RNA, 1788 nt
Organism: Nicotiana tabacum (common tobacco)
Lineage: Eukaryota; Viridiplantae; Streptophyta; Magnoliopsida; Solanales; Solanaceae
Product: protein transport protein SEC13 homolog B-like
Biological process (GO): protein import into nucleus; COPII-coated vesicle budding
Cellular component (GO): COPII vesicle coat; nuclear pore outer ring
Molecular function (GO): protein binding; structural molecule activity
Source: RefSeq, a predicted model, not a curated record
UAGAAAUAAAAAAGAAUUGAAGAAUAAAGAAAACUUUCCUCACAAAAACUACUAUGGGUAGGAAAUAAAUAAUUUUAUUUUUAUGUGUAACUGUGUCAAAACCCCUUAUAUAUUUGCCUGCUAUUUUUAGUUUAAGUGAUGGGGUGGACGGUAUUUGGGUUAAUUUUCUUCAAACUUAUUAAACUCUUUUAUUUAUUUCAACAUAUCGGCCGAAAAAAGGAUUUAAGGGAAGUCUCUUUUCUGUAUGUUCUCAAUCUUAUUAUCAUAUUCAAGGAACGGUGUUCUUUUGCCACAUUUGACAACGUGGAGAAGUUUUGUGGGCCAUGUGAUGACGCGUCGCGUUCUAAUUGAUUAACAUUGCAUCAUCAGUGGGUCCAAUCAAUAAACAAUUUAUUGUGAAGAUUUUUUACUGCAGCGUUUUUGUUCCGUCAAGUUGACUUUGAUUUUGUUCCUCUCUUUCUGCGGCGACUCCUCGCGACCUCCGGCGAAAUCGUAUCUGUUUUAAGCCACACAAAAAAAAAGGUUAAAACAUUGUAACAGAGAAAUUAAGAAGCAUUUGAAGGUACCUUUAACUGGAAAAAAGAGAAAUGCCUUCACAGAAGAUUGAAAGUGGGCAUACUGACACGGUGCAUGACGUAGCAAUGGAUUACUAUGGUAAGCGUCUGGCAACAGCUUCUUCAGACUGCACCAUUAAGAUAACAGGGGUUAGCAGCUCCUCCUCGCAGCAACUGGCUACUUUGAGUGGUCACCAAGGACCAGUGUGGCAAGUAGCUUGGGCUCACCCUAAGUUUGGGUCAAUCCUUGCUUCCUGUUCUUCUGAUGGGAAGGUAAUUAUUUGGAAGGAAGGUGCGCAAAAUGAGUGGAGCUUAGCACAUGUUUUUGAUGACCAUAAAGCUUCAGUCAAUACCAUAGCUUGGGCUCCUCAUGAGUUGGGCCUUUGUUUGGCUUGUGGAUCUUCUGAUGGGAACAUUUCGGUUUUCACUGCAAGAUCAGAUGGUGGUUGGGAGACAUCACGGAUCGAUCAGGCUCAUCCAGUUGGCGUUACAUCUGUUUCGUGGGCGCCUUCAGCAGCUCCAGGCUCUCUUGUAGGCUCUGAUAUGCUUAAUCCUGUUCAGAAGCUUGCUUCUGGUGGCUGUGACAAUACGGUUAAAGUGUGGAAACUGUUUAACGGAACUUGGAAAAUGGAUUGCUUCCCGGCUCUUCAAAUGCACACUGAUUGGGUCAGGGACGUCGCUUGGGCCCCUAACUUGGGACUGCCAAAGUCAACUAUCACGAGUGCUUCGGAAGAUGGAAGAGUAAUUAUAUGGACCAUGGGUAAGGAAGGCGAUCAAUGGGAGGGUAAAGUGUUGAAGGAUUUUGGUGCCCCUGUGUGGAGAGUAUCGUGGUCGCUAACAGGAAACAUACUGGCUGUGGCAGAUGGGAAUAACAAUGUGACAUUAUGGAACGAAGCAGUAGAUGGUGAAUGGCAACCAGUGACGACAGUAGAUGCAUAAAGUUAAACACAUUUUUCACCAUCUCCCUUAAGUCCAUAUUUUAUUUUAUUUUUUUGAUUUGCACCGGGUGUCCGAGUCUGUAUGAGCCCCGACUAAUCCCAGGGGUGCAUAGGCCCUCGGCAAGGAGUUUCCCGCAAGUGCACCACGGUUAAUUCAGGUUUUACCCAGUCCAAUGGCCUUCAGAAAUUGUUUCAUAUUAAUAUAAAUCUAGCUAUUUUGCAAUGCAUAAAUGACUAAGGAAACUUGAUGUUGUUCAUGAAUUGUCGAUUAUCGUAAAAUGGAUUUUGCUUCAUCA